Prionailurus viverrinus (fishing cat) is the source of this 1017-nucleotide messenger RNA. It is a transcript of the gene NICN1, whose product is annotated as nicolin 1, tubulin polyglutamylase complex subunit. Gene Ontology annotation, cellular component: nucleoplasm. Bases 86 to 727 code for a protein of 213 amino acids. Lineage: Eukaryota; Metazoa; Chordata; Mammalia; Carnivora; Felidae. The transcript has 6 exons. The record is from RefSeq and is a predicted model, not a curated record.
UCUUGGGACUCGGCUGGGGACGCCGGGAAGGCCAGUGGACCAAGGCCAGGAGCGGCGGUUGGGUUUGGUCGCGGCUGUUGACACCAUGUCCCGCGUGUCGGUGCCUUGCCAUGUGAAAGGCACCGUGGCCCUGCAGGUGGGCGACGUGCGAACCUCCCAAGGCCGGCCUGGUGUGCUGGUCAUCGAUGUCACCUUCCCCAGCGUCGCGCCCUUCGAGUUACAGGAGAUCAUGUUUAAGAAUUACUACACAGCCUUUUUGAGCAUUCGUGUUCGCCAGCACACCUCACCGCACACACCGGCCAAGUGGGUGACCUGCCUGCGGGACUACUGCCUCAUGCCUGACCCACACAGUGAGGAGGGAGCCCAAGAAUAUGUAUCGCUGUUCAAGCACCAGAUGCUGUGUGACAUGGCCAGAGUACUGGAGCUGCGCCUGAUUCUGCGACAGCCAUCACCACUGUGGCUGUCUUUCACAGUAGAAGAACUGCAGAUUUACCAGCAGGGAUCAAAGAGCCCCUCCAUGACCUUCCCCAAGUGGCUCUCCCACCCAGUGCCUUGUGAGCAGCCUGCUCCCCUCAUUGAGGGUCUCCCAGACCCCAGCAGGGUAUCCUCCGAGGUGCAGCAGAUGUGGGCGCUGACAGAGAUGAUCCGGGCCAGUCACACCUCCACAAGGAUCGGCCGCUUUGAUGUGGAUGGCUGUUAUGACCUGAACUUGCUUUCCUACACUUGAACCAUGGCUCUUAGCCAAGAUGUUGGCCUUCCAUGCCCACCCAGACCUGGUUUAGGCCACCAGAGGCUGAAGUGCUUUCCCUGUGCAUUACAAGUGUUGCCUGCAUGCCCACUGUGUCUGGGCCACGUUCACAGAUUCAAGAUUCUUGGGGGCUAAACUGAGUUGCUUCAGCAUGAGUUCUCAGCAGGGAUGUACUCUGUCCUCAUCUGACUGCAACCUGAAACUCCUUUUCCUACCCUGAAAACAUUCCAGUUCUGUUUACUAAGAAUCCCCUUCUGCCAACAUGCACA